CAGCAGCUAAAGAGGGUGCAGAGGACAGCAGCUUGCUCCAGUGAUAGAGACACAGAAGAGCUCUGCUCUCUGGCCACACCUACACCUGCAGCAGUCUUACUAGUAAGAAAGGGAAGAGACCUCUGUCCCCAGGUUGCGUGCCAGCAUCUCACAUGCAUCCUUCUGACAACAUCACCAUCGACAAUUGGCAGUGACACACACACACAGGUCUCUGACACCACCUGCAUCCAACUUAUGGCGCUCUGCGCCCAGAUGACAUGCAUGGGAAUGCAAUGCAGCUCAUGUCUCCUCCGCAUGCUUCAUGCAUCCGCCGUUGCAACCCCAAUAUGAAAGACUCGGCCUGCGGGAACCAUCUCUUGAAGCUUCUGUUAGGUUUCCUGUGAUCAUGAGUGGCAUGAGCAGUAGUUACCCCUUCACUCCAUCUCAAUGGCAGGAGCUGGAGCAGCAGAGACUCUUCUACAGAUACAUGGUCUCGGGCAUCCCCAACCCUUGGGAUCUCAGCCUUCGGAUCAGGAGGAGCUUCUUGUUGGAACCCACCACCAUGAUCUCACCAACAGUAGCCUACCCUCCCCACCUUCACUUGUGUUGGGGCAGAGUUCGACUGGGCGUUGGCAGGGAAGGAGAGGAUACAGAACCAGGGAGGUGCAGAAGAACAGAUGGGAAGAAGUGGAGGUGCUCUAAGGAGGCCUUCCCAGGCUCCAAGUACUGUGAGAAGCACAUGCACAGAGGCAAGAACCGCUCAAGAAAGCCAGUCGAGAUGUCUUUGGCCGACAACCUCUCCACCACUGCCCAGCCGCCUUCCUCCUUCUCCUCCACCACCACCAAAUCCUCCACCUCCAAUACCCCCUGUCAUCACCAUCCUUAUCAUCUCCCUGUCCCGGCACCAGAAGUUUCCAGUUUCCAGACGUGUCCCUCUUCAAAAUCUCAGCAUAACACACCAACCUACAACUCAGCUGACAAUGCCUACAGGUACCAGCACGGAAUGAAGAGCGUUGAUGAACACUUCUCAGAAGCUGCAGGAGGUGAAAGGAAGAAUUCUUCGCGAUUUAGGCCGCUGGGAAUGAAUUCUUUGGUUGGAAAAGGACACAUGGCCUUCGUUCCUCAGCAAAGCACUUCCUCCCACUCCAGAAUAGAUCUUCCAAGGGAAGAAAAACCACAACAUUGCUUCGUUUUGGGUACUGACCUCAAGCUGGAGAAACCUGCAACAGUGGAGGCCAAACAGAAGCCCCUUCUCCAUUUCUUGGAUGAGCGGCCUACGACGAGCAACACCUUGUGCUUGGAUUCCAAGGCAGAUCAUUCCAAGACCCAGCUUUCCAUCUCCAUCCCAGUGGCCUAUCAUGACUUCCCGGCCUUCAAAUCUGGAUUCAACAGAGGUGCACGCACUUGCCACUGCUAAAACUGUUCUUCUAUCCGUCGUAUCAUUGUUCUUCGAGUCAUUUGCCUCUCUUACCAUCAUCAUCAUCAUCAUCACUCUUUUUAAAUUCACUGUGUUGCAGAAUGGACCUGAUAGCCCCUCGUCCUGCAAGUUGGGUAUCUCAAGAGCUCAUCAAAGCACCAUGUUUCUUGUGUUCUGAUCACUGUUUCGUGUUUGAUCCAUAAAUAUUAAUUACUACGGCGUCUUUGGUUUGUCUACGAUGUAUCCUUAGAACAGCUUCUUCAACUAUAUGAAGAACCAAAGAGGCAGCCGACUGAGAACGCUAUAGAACUUCAUCUGUCACUUUCA
Musa acuminata AAA Group (dessert banana) is the source of this 1723-nucleotide messenger RNA. Its product is annotated as growth-regulating factor 1-like. Gene Ontology annotation, biological process: DNA-templated transcription; developmental process; regulation of DNA-templated transcription. Lineage: Eukaryota; Viridiplantae; Streptophyta; Magnoliopsida; Zingiberales; Musaceae. The transcript has 3 exons. The coding region runs from base 302 to 1396 and encodes 364 amino acids. Gene Ontology annotation, molecular function: ATP binding. Gene Ontology annotation, cellular component: nucleus. The record is from RefSeq and is a predicted model, not a curated record.